Malus domestica (apple) is the source of this 1844-nucleotide messenger RNA. Its product is annotated as transcription termination factor MTERF8, chloroplastic-like. The record is from RefSeq and is a predicted model, not a curated record. Lineage: Eukaryota; Viridiplantae; Streptophyta; Magnoliopsida; Rosales; Rosaceae. Gene Ontology annotation, biological process: regulation of DNA-templated transcription. Gene Ontology annotation, molecular function: double-stranded DNA binding.
CUCUGAUUGUUGAAAAAAAAAAAAACAGGGAAGUAAUAGCCGGUAGGGUUUUGGGGAUUUCCCAAUUGAAUUUGAUCGUCAUCGGCUCAGUUGCUUACACUCUACUAACACGCUAGUAUGCUGCGAACACUCAGAUUAUGCUAUUCGCAAUCUUCCAGCAUAGUUGCUGCUUCCAGAAUCACAUUCUUUGUUCAAAAUCCGAUACUCCGCAAACACUUGAGCUUGGAAAUCUCAGAAAUCCAACCCAAUUUCACAAUCAAUUACCUCGUAAACUCAUGUGGGUUGUCCCCAAAAGGUGCGAUUUCAGCAUCCAAGUGGUUCGAGUUGCAAUCCCGAGAAAGAGCAGACUCCGUCUUGUCCUUCCUCAGAACCCAUGGAUUCUCCGAAAUCCAGAUCUCGAAGAUCCUCAGGUCAUGCACACAACUUCUCAACUCCAAUCCGGAGAAAACCCUUUUGCCAAAGCUUGAGUUUUUCAGGUCGAAUGGAGUUUCAAGGGAGGGCCUUGGAAAACUUCUGGCAAAUUAUCCGCGGAUUUUGAGUGUGAGCUUGGAGAAACAGAUUGUACCCACUUAUAACUUCCUUAGGAGUAUGAUUUCUGAGAAAAAUGCCGUUUCGGUUUUGAGCCGGGGCUCAUGGUUUAUCUAUUCGAAGAAUUUGGUGCCAAAUCUUGAGUUGUUGAGAGAAUCAGCUAUGCCCCCAUCCUGCAUUUCUCUGUUGCUUGCUCGUCAACCCACUGCUUUUGCGCUGAAGCCUAAACUGCUUGGUGAGGUUGUGGAUAGGGUUGUGCAAAUGGGUUUUAAUAUGCAAACAUCAACUUCUGUGCAUGCAAUGUGUGUAUUAUUAUUGCGCUUUAACGAUAGUAACUCGGUAUGGAAUCGAAGUUGCGAAGUUUAUAAGAGGUGGGGUUGGUCCGAGGAUGAUGUUCUCUCUGCUUUCAGACGGUACCCCUACUGUAUGAAUAAGUCGGAGACAAAAAUAGCGUCAGUAAUGGAUUUUUUAGUGAACAAGAUGGGAUGGCCGCAGAGAUCAAUUGUCAAAUACCCGACUGUCAUGGGUCUCAGUAUGGAGAGUAGAAUUAUACCAAGGUGUUCGGUCGUGAAAGUUUUGGUGUUGAAAGGAUUGAUAAAGGAAAUUGAAAAUGUGAGUUUGAGUUCGUUGUUGGCACCUGCGGAGAAGUGCUUCUUGGAUAAGUUUGUGUUCAGAUAUAUAGAUGAAGCACCUCAAUUGUUAAGCGUGUAUGAAGGAAAAGUGGAAAUCCAGGAUGUAUGAUGUUGGUAGGAGAUGCAGUACUGGUCAUUGUCAUUGGUAGCAGCUAGCUUUUGGCCCAGUGUUAGUGGAGGAGUUUGGAUUUGGGAUAAUGAUUCAAAUUAUGAAUAAGACUACAAAUAAUGUCGUGGAAAAUGACCUCAAGCCACAAUACUUGUGAACGGCUUCACUAGUUGACUUUGAAGUGUUUCCCCAUCUGUCUGGUGCUGUCACAAUCUACGUAUAGGCUGGCCAAGGUGCUGCAGGAAAGUGAACGAGGAAGAGAGCAAGAAAUUUUGCCUUACAAACACCAUUAGAACCAAGUGGAAGAAAGUAGAUGGUGGGCAGUUCCGUUAAAAGUUCAUGCUUAUUUUCUGGAUUACUGGUUGAAUAGGACUUGUAAAGCUAGAGAUAGUUCAUCAAACUAAACAUUGAGUCGUCUAUAGUUUAGUUUGAAUUGCGAAAUUGUGUUUCCAUCCCUGAAUUAAAAUUGCUGGAGGAAGGAAAAACAGGUUUUGGGCCACACUGUUUUGACAACUUGUGUUAAAUUUGAUGCAUAUUCAAAUUAUAUAUUUCCUUGGAAUUCCAUAGGAAGAUAA